CAUGAUGAAAGUGUUGAGUUUGUGGUGAUUAUAAUAAAUGGGAACUAAUUGGUCGACAAAUGGAUGAUAAUUCAGAGAAAAAGUUCAACGAGUGCUCCACCCGUGCGGUGGCCAAAGGGUUGGCCGUGUUUUGCAUCGGAUUUUCGGUCACUUAUUUGAUCCAAAAGUCAAGAAAUAUGGCCAAAAGCCGGCCAUUUGUGUUGCCGUCAGUGAUGGGGUGUAUCGUUGGCUUUGAAGCCCUCCGACACUCGAUGAGUAAAUGCCGGCAAAUAUCUCGUCAAUAAUAGUAAUGCAAAUUAGUUGUCAAUUAAUUAAUUAGUUUUUUUUAUAUAUUUAUUUAAAUGUACGUAAAAUUCGUGUUCAAUAUUGAGAUUAAAACCAAAAUAUGUGAUGUAA
Medioppia subpectinata is the source of this 396-nucleotide messenger RNA. The record is from the annotation of a GenBank genome assembly. NCBI's taxonomy places the organism in Eukaryota, Metazoa, Arthropoda, Arachnida, Sarcoptiformes, Oppiidae.